Molecule: messenger RNA, 5154 nt
Organism: Schistosoma turkestanicum
Lineage: Eukaryota; Metazoa; Platyhelminthes; Trematoda; Strigeidida; Schistosomatidae
Source: the annotation of a GenBank genome assembly
GCGAGUAGUUGCUUCUCAAACGAAGUUGAGACUUGUGAUUCUCUCAAAGACAUGCUUCAAAGUAGGACAAAAAAUCUAUAUCAUGAGCUUUUGAAGUUCGUUCAAGCAGCAUUAUUGUGAAUGCGAAACAGUUAAAUAGUUGGAAUAAUUUAUUGCAAAUUACAUUUACGAGUUAUGAUCAAAAAGCUAAGAAAUAUUGCUGUCAAACUAGGAAUUAAACGUCCUCCUCAGCCUGCACAGAGAUUUAUACCUGUAGGCCCGAAAUCCAAAGAGUGUUUCCCAAUUGAAGGAUAUCCCUUGAGAAAACUUUAUGGAAGGAAUAAAGUUACAACAACAAAAUAUACAUGGUAUAGCUUCUUUUUUCAAAAUCUCGGAGAGCAAGCUCAAAGAGUCGCAAAUUUUUAUUUUAUCAGCCUGGCAAUUAUCCAACUGUUUACAGACUCUCCAGUAUCUCCUACUACGUCAGUAAUUCCAUUAUUUUUUGUGCUCUCGGUGACUAUGAUCAAACAAGGCUAUGAAGAUUUUUUGAGGUUAAAAGCAGAUAGAGAGAUAAAUCAUAUUCCUAUUGAAAUAGUCACCGAAAAUGGUCACUUAGAGACAGUAAAAUCUAUGGAACUUGAAGUUGGAAACAUAAUCUUAUGCAGGAAUAAUUCUUCAUUUCCUUGUGAUAUGAUAUUGUUAAGUUCAAGUGAACCUAGUGGUGAAUGUUUUGUUACAACUGCAAGUUUAGACGGUGAAACAAAUUUAAAAAAAUUUGAAGUAGCUGGUCAUACAAAUACAUUUGAUACACCAGCAUCACUUGCUUCCGAACUAAAAGGUUAUAUAUACUGUCAACAACCGGUAGAAGAUUUGUAUACUUUCAGUGGCCGUAUUUGUUUAAAGAACUCAAGUGAAGAUUUGACUACUAAAGAUUAUCCACUUGGACCUAAAAAUUUACUUUUGAGAGGAGCAUGUCUUCGUAAUACUGAUUAUAUUUAUGGUUGUGCUGUCUACACAGGUCGUGAUACAAAAUUAGCACUUAAUUCAAAAGGCAAAAUUACAAAAUUUUCUCAAGUUGAAGGAAGAUUAAAUUUUUAUUUGUUCUUUAUUUUGGGAUUUCUGGGUUUCUGUGUACUUGUCUCCAUUAUACUAAGUUCAGUAUUGGGACAUCCUAAUGCUUGGUAUCUUCCACCAGAACGAAGGAAUGUUUGGAGUGUUUUUCAAGAACUGUUAGGAUUUGUUGUCUUAUACAAUUAUAUCAUUCCAAUUUCUUUAUAUGUUACAAUAGAAAUGCAAAAAUUUAUUGGUUCUUUAUUUUUUGAAUGGGAUUUAAAUUUAUAUGAUGAGAGAAUAAAUGAAAGAGCUAAAGCGAAUACUUCGGAUUUAAUUGAAGAAAUGGGUCAGGUCGAAUAUUUAUUUACUGAUAAAACUGGUACCCUAACAGAAAAUUCCAUGCAAUUUCGUCGACUGGCCACUUCAAUGGGUGUAUUUCAUUUUGAAAAUAAUGGUUUAUUUCGUUAUACCGACUCACCACAAAGUAUACUGCAUGGUUCAACAUUGGAUCGUGAAUUGAUACGAACUCCAAUUAGUUUAGAUGAUCCAGAUGAGUUGGAUGAUUUCUCGGAAGCGGUAGAAUUCAACAAAACAAACGAUGAUUCAAUUAGUCAAUCACCAACAACAGUAAACAGUGUACAAACAUUACUACUCUUGCUAUCAUUAUGUCAUACUGUACGUGUGGAAAGAAAUAUUCCGAUGGAUUUAUUACCAAAAACGGAAUUGGAUAAAUUAAGUAAUCAUGAUAAAAUAGUACCACGUCGUGGUAGUAGUGCACUGAGACGAGCAUCGGCUGCUCAUGCAGCUACUGCAGCAUUUCGUGCAUCAAGACGUGGAAGAAAAGUCAAAGCACAAGAUUAUGAAUAUCAAGCUUCAUCUCCUGAUGAAAAAGCAUUUGUGGAAACAUGUCGUGAUUUAGGCAUAGUAUAUCAUGGUUCCGAUGAAAGUGGUUUAUUGGUAAUUACAAUUCAAGGUGAAGCAGUACGAUAUCGUUUAUUAGAUGUACUUGAAUUUGAUGCAACAAGAAAAUGUAUGUCAGUAGUUGUACAAUUUGUACCGAAAGAAAGUGACCGCUCGGAUUCAUUGAACUUUCCAAUUCUGAUUCUAUGCAAAGGUGCUGAAACAAGUCUGUUAAAUCGAAUUAAUCUUACACAACAAUCAAAUACAUUCACAGCUUAUGGUGAUCCAUUAGGUGAUAGUUUUUGUGGCGUGUCAGCAACAAAAUUUCAUAUGGAUCCAGAUCAAAUUAUGAAACAAGUCACAGAAUUUGCCACCUUAGGUUUACGUACCCUAGUUAUGGGUAUUCGAUUAAUUAGCAUGGAACAAUGGACUGAAUUGAAAUUGAAACUUGACAAAGCAAGAAGUAUGAUCGAUGCAGAACGUCAUAAAGAGUUAAUCACAGCUUAUAAUGAAAUUGAACGCAAGCUGACUUUGAUUGGAUGCACCGGUAUAGAAGAUAUGCUACAAGAAGGUGUUCCUGAGACGAUUACAGCACUUCGUGAAGCAGGAAUUAAAGUUUGGGUACUGACAGGUGAUAAAGAAGAAACGGCAGUGAAUAUAAGUUAUUCAGCUGGACAUUUUUAUCCUGGUAUGCAAGAGAUUCGUAUUACAAAUUUUACUGAUACAAUACAAUGUGGAAGUUUUAUAAAAAGUCAAAUUGAACGUAUACAUGAAUCGAAAUUAUAUGAUCCAAGCACACAAUUCGGUGUGGUUAUCGAUGGUCAAUCAUUGAAUUAUGCUCUUGUAGAACCAGUCCGUUCAUUACUAACACAAUGUUGCCUAGAAUCCAACACUGUAUUAUGUUGUCGUUCAACACCAUUACAAAAAGCUGAAGUUAUUCGUUUAAUUAAAGAAAGUCGUAAAUCAUCUCCAUUAUCAUCAAAUGUACCAAUUACAGCAGCAAUCGGUGAUGGUGCCAACGACGUCUCAAUGAUACUCGAAGCACAUAUUGGUUUCGGAAUUUAUGGUAAAGAAGGCAGACAAGCAGUUCGUGCAUCGGAUUAUGCAUUUGGACGUUUUCAUUUUUUAAAAAAUGCACUCCUUGUACAUGGACAUAAUUUUUAUCAACGUGUUGCACUGUUAGUAUUAUAUUUUUUUUAUAAAAAUUUAAUUUUUACACUACCUCAAAUGUUAUAUGGAUUUUUUUGUGCUUAUUCACAACAAUCUGUUUAUCCACAAAUUUAUUUAAUUCUAUUCAAUUUAAUUAUGACAUCAUUACCAAUAUUUUUAUAUGGUAUCUUUGAAAUACCAAUUUCACAAAUGAUUUUGUUAGAAUUUCCUAUUCUCUAUAAAGGUAUUGCAAAAAAUCGUAUUUUAUCAAAAGAACGUUUUGUGACAUGGUUUAGUUUAGCAUGUUGGCAUGCAUUUGUUGCAUUUUUCGGUGCAUAUUUAUUAACAUUUCAAGGACAAGCGAAUGAUGAUGGUUUGUCAAAGUUGAGUAAUGUGCUGUGUUUUGGCAAUUUCAUUGUAUUAUUGAUAUUUUUAAUUGUUAAUUUAAAAGUAUUAUUAAUGAGUUAUUAUUUAAAUUGGAUUAUAUUAUUAGUGUGGAAUUUAGCACUGUUAUUGAAUUUAGGCAUAUUUCUUAUUUGUAAUGUUGUUAUGUUUCCUACGGAUUUGGGAAAACAAUUAUAUGGUACGUAUACAAUUAUGUGGACUGGCCCUGGGGCUGGUUUAACAUGGCUUAGUAUAUUCUGUUUAGUAUUGUUAGCAUUAAUACCGGAUUUAAUAAUACGUACUGUGGAAGAUCAAGGUUGGCAAUGGAGGCUGAAUAGUUUACGUGAAGAAUUACGCAGAAAACAACGUGAAUCAAAACGUCAAACAAGAACAUCAGUACGUGUAUCGAUUAUGUCGAAACAAUAUGACGAAUUAGAAGAGAUUGAUGAAAAAGAUGAAAUUGAUGACCAGUCAAAUCCAAUAGUUGACAUGUUACAAAAUUAUCAAACAGACAAUAAAAUUGAUCAUCCUCAUAAUUCUUUACCGAAUUCCUUUCCAAUGAAUUUACUCAACACAAAACAACCACCAUCAUCCAUGACAGUGAAGCAACAACAAAGCAAUACAUUAGAUAAAUCCAAUUCAUCUUUUACAGAAAAAAGCAACAAUUAUACUACUUAUACUACUGCUGAUCUAAAUAGUAAUUACGAUGAUAAUUAUGAUGACAAUAAUAAUAAUCAUAACAAUAAUCAGCUGAUUGAUGAUUAUCAGGUUAGAAAAUAUCCUCCUACUAAACAUCAACAUCUUAUCACUAUGCCUAACCCGAUACAAAUUAAUCCGACUACAUUACAUGUAUCUAGAUUGUAUGAACAUGAGAAUGAUAUGAUUACUUUGAAUGACACGGCUAAUAAUAAUAAUAAUAAUAAUAAUAAUAAUAAUAAUAAUAUUUUGACAAGAUUGUAAUUUGAUUUCAUUGCAAUGGAAUCAAUCAGUCAGUCAAUCAAUCAAUCAGUCGACAAUGUAAAGCAAAAUGAAUUGCAUUUCUCGUUUUUCUUCGAUCACUCUCUCACUCUCUCUCUCCCCCAAUUCGUCUCCUUUUUGUACAUUUAUUUUCCUUUGUUCGUUGGCUGAGUUUUUUAUUUACUUCGUAUCAACCACUCACUUUCCAUGACUUUCUGUUAUUUUCACUCAGAGAUACUACUACUCAUUGAAUGAUAAUUAUUUUUGAUUAUUCAGGGAUCCAGUACUCAUUUGUUCACUCACUCACCCACACACUGACACACACAUACACAUACACGUUCGUACAUUACUCCAACGAAGCAAACAGCAAACACACCCACACACACACAGUACACAUUCUAUCCACACAAUGAACUAAUCAAUCUACACCGUCGUCGUUGUACAAAAAAGAUUUUCAUGUUUGUGUUUAGCUCAGUUUUUAUUUUUUGUUGUUUAUUUUCAAAAAAAAAUUCAUUCCCAUUGGGAAGAUCAAUAAAUACGCGAAGAGUAGGUCAUCACUUGUGAUCGAUCAUGUUGUAUACCUACCUUCAUCAAAAUAAACCAGAAGAGUGGAAGUUUUGUUUUUCUAAACAACACACAGUGAGGAACACAGAAAAGAAAAGGUUAACGAGAAUAAUAUUAGAGAUGAAAUAAACUAUGCAUCAUUGUGAUAACCCACCCACUGAUCGAUCG